ACCUUUCUUUUAUACAUUUUUUAUGUAUUAUAUAUAUUUAUGUAUUAUGUAUUUAUAUAUUUUUUAUGUAUUUCUUUUAUGUAUUAUAAACGAUCGAACUUGUUUUUCGAGAUAUUCACAAAAAGUUUUGAUUUUGUUGAAUUAUUCUAUCUAAUAAAUAAAUAUAUAAAAAUAUUUUAUAAAAAACUACAGAAAACAUAUAGAAAAAUUAAUUUAUUAUGAAAUAUAUUAUGAAAUAUAUUCAUUAUGAAAUAUUAUUAUGAAAUAUAUAUAUAUAUCUACUAUGUCAUUUGGAAAAAUUAUUUAUAAAAUAUAUAUCUCUUACGAUAUAUAAGAACAUAAAAAAAACAAUAAAAUUAAUCAAAUAUUAAGGUCAUAUCGAGCGCAUCUUUAUAAAGUUAAUAUAGACAAAGAAAACAAGUAGAGAGAAAGGAAUAGAAAUAGAAAAAAUUGUAAAAAAAAAAUAGAAAUAAAAUACAAAUUGAUUAUCAGCACUAUCUCGGGAAUAUUAAAAACAUCUUUUUAAAAAUAGAAUAAAGUAGAAUAAGAAUUAAGAAUCAGCAUCAUCUUUUGAGCGCUUUUAAAAACAUGAUUCUAUAAAAGAAAUAUCUUUAAUAUUCAAGAGAUGGCGUUGUGAAUUUCUAUUCUAUCUCUAGUUUUCUUUCACUACUUUUUAUUCUUUCUUUAUAUGUUUCAUUUGCAACACUCUGGAGAUGGCGUUGAUUUCCAUAUUUUUAUUCCAUCUAUGUUCUUUUCUCAUUAUUUUGCUUUCCUUGUCUAUAUUAGUUCUUGGCGCGUGACUGUGACUACGGAUAAAGUGAAAAGUAUAAAUUGCUUAUAUCAAGAAUUUCCAAAGUCUUAUAAUGAUAAAUUUGAGAAACAGUAUAAUUAUAACUAUCAUUGAUUGAUUAUAAACUUUUGAAAAAAAAAACAAAUGACUUCUUUAAUAGAAUUUUUAAAUUCAAUUAUGUAGUCAAUUUUAUUUUGACGUUCAUUUGAAAAAUAAACACUAGUGUCAUAUUCAUAUGAUUAUAAUAAUUCAAUGAAACUUCACACAAUAUCAUAUAAGAUAUGUAAUAAACCCUAAUAAUAUGAUUUAAAAACAUAUUUAAAACACAAUUUUAAUUUAAUUUCUUAGUUAUGGAUAGAUUUUUACAUAUUGAUUGGAAUUGUCCGUUGGAAGACAUAAUAGAUAAUACUUUUAUUAAUGAAGAAAGAUUAGAAAAAGAAAGUGUGAUGCAUAGGAUUAUGACUGGAAAUUUUACAGAUCCAUUUAAAAAUAUUGAAGAAGAUUAUCAAAAUGUUAAAAUCAAUUUGAUCAAAGAUAUUGAUCCUGAUUUAAAUGAAGAAAGUAAUAAUGACAUUGAAGUAAAUGAAGGAGAAAAAGAAUGUGAAUCUAAACAAAUAAAUAAAGUCAAAUGUUAUGUACCUGGUAUUGUUAAAUCAAUAUUUAAGUUUCCUAAGAAGUCUCUAUUAGACAAAGAACAACAAGCAAUGUGUUUAAGAGUCUUAUUAAGAUUUUCAAAAUCUGGUAAACCAAAAUUAACACGAAGAGAAAGAGAAGAAUUACAGAAAUAUAUGGAUUUGAAACAAAUAAUAUCUCAAGAACAAGAUGAAUUUUUAGAAUUUGCAAAAAGCAAAUGGCAUGAAAGAUCAUUCAAAAUUAUAUGUGAAGAUUAUAUAAAUUUACAUUGGAAAUCAAAAUUACAAUAUAUUUAUGAAUUACCUAGAUAUUAUACAGAAGUAACAAGCAUUCCAUUUGUAGCAGAUAAAAACAUUGAUAUAACAUUUAUUUCUAACUGUUUACAACUAGGUACAUUACAAAAGAUAGAGUUACCAACUUUCACUAAACCAUGUAUGCUGAGAAUAAAUUCAGAACAAUUACGAAAAAGAUUUUCUUCUAAUCAAAAUAAUUCUAAUAAGUCUUCAUUUUCUUAUAAAUUACCUGUAAGCGAAGAUGUAAAUUGUCAAAAAUUGGCUGAAAGUAAUAAUGUGGAUUUGGUAAUUUCAUCAAGUGGCCUUAAGUGUUUGGUAAAUAAUAUUGGACCAACAAAUCCAAACUCAUGGAUUUUACCUUUUAUAAUAAAAAAACAUAAUGAUAAAAAUGUUAUCUAUAUAGAUAAACCAGCACCACCAGUUGCUAGUACUAUACCAGAAAAAAAUACUUGGGUAUAUAAAUACAUUCUUAAAUAUUUCUUUUUCCAUACAAAAAAUUUACCUUCACACAAUACUAGUAAUGAAGAACAUGAAGAUAAUAUAUUUGGAGAUAUUAAUUCUGAAGAACUAUUAAAAUUAGAAGAAAAAUAUGAAAAUAUUUCUACAAAAAUUAACAAUGAAUCACUUUCAAAUAUGUCAGAAAAGAAUAAGAACUUUGAAGAAAUUUUAACAGAAGAAGAUAUUAAAAGUAAUGUAAAUUCUUCUGAAAUAAUAAAUUGUAAAGAAUAUUUACAUAACACAUCUAAUUUUUAUAAUGAUAAUGAUGAAUCUUCUAUGAAUAAUGAAGGUAUAGAAAAUAAAUGCUCUGAGAUGACAGAAGAUAAUGUAUCAUAUAAAUUAUUUACCAUUGGACAACUUACAGAACAAAAUGAAUUAAUGAAAAAUAUUACCAGAGAAUAUAAAAUAUUAGUUCGAACAAAAACAGAUGGAUUUGAGAUUUUACGAAAUAAAGUGCAAAGAUUGUUAUUAUUAACACCAAAAUUAGAGCAUCAAGUUGAUUUUGGUGCUGAAGCUGUAACAUUAGAAGAAGCAUUGAAACAAUGGAUAUCUCUAAUUUUUAGACCUAAUACAUCGCUUGCACGAGUUCGAAUAUCUGCAAAAACAUCGGAAAUAUUGCAAAUAGAAUAUCGCACAGCAAUGUCUAUAAAUAACGAAAUCAAGAGACUUUUUAAUAUAAAAGUUGAAGAUUCUUUAAUAAUUUUGCAUAAUGUUAUUCAAUCUCUUGCAAAUCUAUCUCCAGGACAUUAUAUUAUGAGACAUACAGUUAGAAAUGGAGCAUUCGCUACUGUUUUUAAAGUAGCAGAAAAUCCAGGGAAAAAUAUUCUUGAUAUGCAUACAAUUUAUGGUGAACAAUUUCAUACUUUAUCUAAUUCUUCUUGGAUUCCAUUGGAUAAAACCAUACCAACUCCAAUGCUUAAAUGUUUUGAAAGAAUGCCAGCUAUGUUUUAUCCAUUAAUUAAUACAUUUCGUAAUAAUAAAAAAUGUAAUACAUCUAAAGGAUCUGUUCGUAGAAGUUUGAGAAAUAAGAAAAAAAAAAAUAAUUAAGUUUUAA
Molecule: messenger RNA, 3268 nt
Organism: Apis mellifera (honey bee)
Lineage: Eukaryota; Metazoa; Arthropoda; Insecta; Hymenoptera; Apidae
Exons: 10
Coding region: 1141-3261 (706 amino acids)
Biological process (GO): snRNA transcription by RNA polymerase III; positive regulation of transcription by RNA polymerase III; snRNA transcription by RNA polymerase II
Cellular component (GO): transcription elongation factor complex
Source: RefSeq, a predicted model, not a curated record